Molecule: messenger RNA, 2633 nt
Organism: Syngnathus acus (greater pipefish)
Lineage: Eukaryota; Metazoa; Chordata; Actinopteri; Syngnathiformes; Syngnathidae
Gene: znf385c
Product: zinc finger protein 385C
Exons: 10
Coding region: 226-1890 (554 amino acids)
Cellular component (GO): nucleus
Molecular function (GO): zinc ion binding; nucleic acid binding
Source: RefSeq, a predicted model, not a curated record
CUUUUUUCCGUCGCUCCGGUCACUCUUGACCCAUCUACUUUGACCGUCGCUUCUUUGGCAGCGGAGCGGAGCGGACCGGGGAGGGAUAGAACGGAGGCGUGUACCCGGCUAGACGAGACGAGACGUCCGGUGCCCGUUGUGUCGGUGCCGGCCGGUUCGGCUGUUGCUCGGCUGUUGCUCGGCUGGUGGCGCUGCUUCAGGUGCGCACACCUGCAACGUGUUGCGAUGAAGCAUCCCAUCAGCCAAUCGGCCUCGCCGAGCUCCGAACCGGACCGCGACGAUGGCGGCGAGGACUGCGGCCGAGCGGACGGGCGGCCGUCGCGAGGGUGGCCGUCGCUAGGGCGCGCUCACAGGCCCAAGAGGGAACGGAAAGAGCGCAGCUACACCACGUGCGACGUUUGCAACAUCCAACUCAACUCGGCGGCGCAGGCGCAGAUCCACUACGACGGCAAGACGCACAAGAGGAGGCUCAAGCAGAACGGCGACGGAGGCAAGACGGCAAACGGCGCAGGUACAUCAGGACAAGGGCUGGUGGCCUCGCUGCCCGUGGCGGGACGGCCGCUGCAGCAGCCCCAGCUGGACCUGAAGCACCUGCUGCCGUUCCGUCUCAACGGCUCGUCGCCGCUCAGCCUCUUCCCCAACUUCAACUCGAUGGACCCUGUGCAGAAGGCGGUGAUCAAUCACACCUUUGGCGUCCCGCAGCCCCUCAAGAAGAAGCAGAUCAUCUCCUGCAACAUUUGCCACCUGCGCUUUAACUCCACGAACCAGGCGGAGGCUCACUACAAGGGCCACAAGCACACACGCAAGCUCAAAGCCAUGGAGGCGCAGAAGAACAGGCAGCGGCGGGCCGGCGAAGCCGCGGCCAGGGAGCGGGACCGGACCGAGAUGGCGGACGUCGCAGCCACGCCCCCUGCUGCCGACCCCGGCUCAGAGGAGGGAAUAAGUCUUCAGUCAGACUCCCCAGACGUCAAAACAGAGGAGAGCUCGGCCGCGCCGCCGUCGGACGUGGCGGCCGCCGAAGCGGCGGCGCCGCCGCUCUCGCCGACCUUGCGGCUCUCGCCGACCUUGCGGCUCUCGCCGACCUUGCGGCUCUCUGACACGGCGGCGGCGUCUGACUCCGCUGCUCCAGAGGCGGCCGAGGGCUCGAGAGGCCGGACGGACUCGUCCGGCGCCGACGCAGAGGCGCGGGCGGACGAGGAGGGCAAGAAGAGCAAAGCGCACCUUCACUGUCCCGUCUGCAAAGUGACCAUGAACUCGGCCUCGCAGCUGGAAGCCCACAACAGCGGUACAAAACACAAGCUGAUGCUAGAAGGUCAAAGCGUGCUGCCCCGCCGCCGCGGCAAGAUGGCGGCGGCCCGCGCCAGCUAUAAGAGCAAGCGGCUGGCGAGCAAAGGCAGCGUGGGCGUCACCAACAAGAGCUUUCAGUGCCAAGUGUGCGAGAUCUUUGUCAACUCCGAGACGCAGCUCAGCCAGCACAUGAACAGCAGACGGCACAAGGACCGAAUGGCCGGAAAACCGCCCAAGCCCAAAUUCAGCCCGCACGGCAAGAGCCGGCAGAUCAGCUUAGCGAGCAUGCGAUGGAACGGCUGUGCGGGCGCGACUGUGUCGGCCAUGAAGAAAGCUUUGGGCAGCUACGGCCUGGCCUCGCUCUCCUCGCAGACCAAACUGGCCUUGCAGAAGCAGCUGACCAAGAGCUUGGCUGCGGGCUUCCUGCCCGGCCCCCUGGCGCCGCCCACCCUGUGCACGGUUGCCGCCAACCCGCUGGCGCUACGCCCCCCAAUGGGCGCCCCCGCCUUCAUACAGACGCCCUUCCUGGGGCCGGCGCUUUUCCGGCCCGCUCCGGGUCCUCUGCGGCCCGCGCACGCACCCAUCAUCUUCUCCCCCUACUAAUGCCCUGCCCUCCCCUCCCCUCCCUGGUUGGUGUCCCCUCUCUCUGUGUGACCAAACUAUGCAGUCAACUUGUCUUAAGGGAGAAUGGCGAGCCCCCCCCAUCCAUCACGCCUUCUUUCUGUUCCGGUGGUUACCGGCGAGGGAGCGAGGAGCGCAUUGAUAGCCAUUUGAUUUUACGCCUCUUACCGUGUGCCGUGUUUUGUAGACCAGUCUAGGUGUACGUUGAAGAUAAGCUCCCUUUACUUGAGCGCUUGCUUUUCAAAAUGUGAGACAGAGAACCUCAGCAGCUCGGCAAACGCAAAGAAAAGGUUAAUUGGAAAGUAUUUCAGAUGGGACCUAAUCAGGAGGUGAGGCAACUUGAGAAAAAUAAAAACAAAAUGUGAUUUCUAUGCCCUAAGCUAACCAGCUACAUCAGACACUGUGAGUCACAAGAACUCAAAGUAAGUGGAGUCACUGGAAAAAGAAAAUGAUAGCAUACGAAUAUAUAUGUAUGUAUUUUUUUCUCCCCCCUUCCAAACUCACUGUCCCACACUUUGAACAGCCCUGCUUCACCUGAUGUCCUUUUUAAAAACGUUCUAAGACAUUCUCGGGUCCACAUGGUGAUCCCCCUUGUGUCCGUUUGGCGCCAUCCAAACCGCCGGAACACUUCACACCUUGACAAACGGGCCACCGACAAAGAGGAGGUGGAAGAGGAGGGUUUGAUCGACAGCAUGGCGUGUGGGAGGGAACCCCCCAAAAAAAAG